AUGAAAAAGGAUCAAUAGUAACGUUUAUACAGUGUACUCUUAAAGACCAUGACAUGGGCAAGAGACUCUCAUGGUCUCUUCGACUAUGAGUCCAAGAACAUCCAAAAAAAGAACAUCCGAGCCAACUGUUCAGGCAAGCUAAUCCGAAUCAGCAAUGAAGUCCAAUUUUUAAGCGAAAAAAUCGACACAAACCAUGUUGACGACCGUUCAAAUUUGGCCCACAUUUCUUUGGCCAAAGGACAAUACUCCAUCUCCCCAUUUGACGAAAAUCAGCCUUUAUGGCUCGCUUUAAGAGUUACGAAAUCAAAUGAAGACUCGAAAUGCUACAACCUCAAUGAAGGGUCCAUUAUUAAACUUGGCCGUGUUAAAUUCAAAAUCAGUGCUCUCCACACCUCAAGUUUCGAGCCUUUAACCUUCAUACAGGGCAGCUCAGAAAAUUUUUUACCUGAAGAAAGCGUCUGCAGAAUAUGCCUCUGCGAUUCAAAUGACCAAGAAAAUCCUCUUAUCAGCCCUUGCAUUUGUAAAGGCACAAUGAAACAUAUACACGUCCAAUGUCUCCAAAAAUGGGUCUCAUCUAAAUUUUCUACCAAAACUGGGCCGAAUUCUGAGAUUUUUUGUUGAAAAUCUAUGGACUGUGAACUUUGUAAAAGUCCUUACCCAGCAAGUGUCCAGGUGGGGAGAAGGGUUUAUGCAAUUUUUACAUCUGGGGAUAUACAAACCCCUUAUUGUAUGAUAGAAUCUAUGUCUAGGGACAGCAAUAACCAUAGGAUGCUUUAUUUGGUAUCUUUUAAAAAUAAAUGCUCAAUUACAAUGGGGAGAGGUCAUGACUCUGAUUUGAGGGUUUCUGAUAUUUCGGUGUCGAGGAUGCAUGCUAUGAUUAGGUAUGUGAAUGGGAAAUUCAUUUUGGAGGACAAUUCAAGCAAAUUUGGAACAUUAGUGAUGCUACAGGAACCGAAAAAAGUGGAAGCAGAGGAUGAAUUUGUGAUGCAGAUAGGAAGGACUGUUUUUGAAGUUUCCAUUAAAAGUGGAAUAAGGGGAGAUGCGUCUAUUGAUGAAGAUUUCUAA
Blepharisma stoltei is the source of this 1065-nucleotide messenger RNA. NCBI's taxonomy places the organism in Eukaryota, Ciliophora, Heterotrichea, Heterotrichida, Blepharismidae. The record is from the annotation of a GenBank genome assembly.